ACAAUAUCACGACUGGAUCCAAAAUUUAUAGCGCUUCACUGCCAGGAAGUCGGCGGAAAGAAUUAUGAGCAAAGUAUGAGGCACGUCGAAUAUUUUGUUAGCUUCUUCUAGGGUUUCUGCUAAUGGCCUUACUUGUCUACGCCCUAACUCAAUUUGACACUAAGGAAACUGUCACGAUUUUGGAAACCAAUGAGAAACCGACAAUAUUCGCAUUUUAUCUUCUUCCCGAGUCUAUGAGUCUCUUAUCAAUACAAAGGAUAUACAAUACGUUGCGCUCGCUGGAUGCAGCUAAUAUUACGUUAUUCUCGUAAUCAAUGCUUACUAUAGACUUUGAUGCAAUUAAACUCAAUCUUACAUCGCAAUUGGUGAAUAUCCUGGCUGACACGGUUGUGCUUAUUUUAAAACAUUGAGGUGCAUUUCCUGAUUGAAUCGUCAGGAACACACGUGCACAUACUCUCGCUCUAACAUUCCAAGGUGGAUAAUGAGUUCUCCGUUUCGCAUUUCCUUGCUUAAUAAAUUUCAAUUUUUGAGACAUUGAUGAUUGAAGGAAAUCAUGGGGUUACGUCACGGCAACCAAGAAUCCACAGCGCAGUCGAGGCAGUUAGCUCUUGGUCCUUGAAAAGCUCUUGCCAUUAAUACACAAAUAAUUUACGGUAUCUUGAUUAAACAAUUCAGAUACCAAGUCGCAAACGAAUCCCAAGUGUUGACAUGUAUGAAAUUUUUUUUUUUUAUUCACACACGGAAUAUUGAAAUUUAUAGAAAGUCUCUCUCUAUUUGUUAGCAUUAAAUUAAUGCAUAUAACGAUCCUUCGAAAUUAUGAAAUCUGAAGAAAGUUGAGAUGUUGCAAAGAGUUGCUUAUCAAUUUCGAUAAAAGCCUUGAAGCAAUAUCUAUGCGUCAGUUGUAUUUAACUUAUUACUACUUACGUUGAAAAUCGAAGAACUGCUUCGCUCGAUUCUCUUGGUAUCUCUUCAUUGAAUAGCGUCCUGUAAAUAUAGUCACGAUAAAGGUGGCAAACUCACUUCAUACAGUGUCGCAUGCAGGAAUUAACGCACAAGUGGCAGAAAGGGGUAAAAAUAGAUAAUAACGUGUUUCUUUAUGGUCGACUACUCCGCUUCAAAGGGUUCGAUAUGCGAUGCGAAUGCAUGCAAGGGAAAAAAGGUAAAAGGUUGUAAACAAAAUAAUUUAUAACGAAAGGGAUCAGCGAGAUUAACGAUUUCAGCGCAUAAGUAGGCUAAACACUUUGCUCAUCCAUCCUUCGAUCAGCUAUGCAUUGCUUCGUUUUUUCUUUUGUUUUUUUUUUGUUUUCCCUAUCAGAUUACUAAUGUCUUCAGAAGAAUUAAGGCUGUUCGACAAAGUCAGAGUCUUCCUAGAUGAGGAUUAUUCAUCAGCGGAGCACUUCACGGCACUUGGAAAUUUUUAUUUUGUACAUGAAUCUUUAAAAGACGUAUUACUGUGGGAUUUCAAAGAAUGUUCUUUCGUACCAGCCAAUGGAAAGGAAGUGCACUCGGGCAACAUAGAGGCAGUCACGACCAAGGAGAAGGCGAAAUUCCCACAGGAAUUCUUUCCAGAAUGUAAAUGGUCCAGGAAAGGAUUUCUACGCACGCGAUGGAACAUUAGCGGAACUGUCGUUGAUCUCAUAAAUAUUCACUUGUUUCACGACGCUAGUAACUUCGUUGCAAUGGAGACAUUUCCUUCAGUGUAUAGUAAAACGCGUAGGAGAGCACUGGAGCACACGUUGGACAGGUUUCACAGUGACCAGUAUCCAAAUGCACCGUACUUCUUAUUUGGAGACUUUAAUUUCAGGACUGACACUGCCAGUGUGAUAAAGAAACUAACGGAAGAUACUGAGGAGAGCAAACUGCCGAGUAAAGGCAACAUUUCCAGACUGCAGUUUCGCAACAAGGAAGAUGAUCUGAUUCUCACGUUGGGAAAAAAGGAAUUCUCGCACUUCGAGCACCAGCAUGUCUUUAUUGAGAAUAGCGGUCAAUGGUUACGCGAGUAUGACAGAGAAUUAGAAGACUUUGACGGCAGGUUGUUCGAGUUUCCAAUAAAAUUCGUGCCAAGUUAUCCCUUUGAAGAAGACAUCAAGGGGGGUACUAAUUACAUGAAGACUCGAGUACCAGCAUGGUGUGACAGGGUAUUGUUGAGUCCAACAGCAAAGACACUAGUCCAAGAUAUAUCCACAUCAAACGCGGUGGAGUACGGCAUAAUUGGUCCUGCGACGUGCAUGGGCGAUCACAAGCCCGUCUUCCUGAGGGCUGUGCUCGCCUCGGACGCAGGUAUGAGAAACUGCUGCCGCUUGCCAAACGCACCCGAGUUUUGCUUUCGAGUGCCCGACAAUUACCUCGAGUUGUUGUCCAUGUUGCCUGAUUAUCGUAGUUGCGCUGGCGUUCGCGCACUGUCUGUCGACCGUUCGUCUAAUCUUUUGCACGCAGUACCCAUUAAGCAUGACCCUUACACUCCGGAUAGCAUGGAUAGUCCGAGUCCCAAUGCGAUAAUAGUUUCCGGUGAGGUUCCCGACGUAGAUUUAGACAAUUUAGAUAGCCAUGGCGACGCCAGGUCGAUCCUUCGGAUCGCAGCGGCGAGCAGCAAUACAAAGCGAAUCGACAGAGCGGUCUCGCCGGCUCUGCUAAAGUCCAAACUGGAACUCAUCGCACGCUCUAAGAACCGGAACUCUGUGGAUUACGAAUUCGAGAGCAUGGAUAUCAAAAGAAGUCCCAGCGAGUGUCAUCUUCAUACUUGGCCGGAUAAGGAGGAGCAACAGAGAGGCCUGAGGAAGAAUAGGAGUAACAGCGACGUAUCCUGGCAGAGGUCGCACCUCCUGACUCAAGCGUGGAUUCAAGGUGGAGGAAAGCAAGGAUAUCACUCGUUUACCCAUUUCGGCCAGAGAUCAUCCCGCUCGAGUCCCGUCGAAGGUAACGAAGGGACCGAGGGUCUACCGUCCGAUCUGAUAAUACCACGCAUAGCCAUUAUCAAUGCAAGUAAUUUCGAGUCGAACGAGAGUUCUGUGCAUUUGCACGACGACAGGCACAGCACCUACUCGGAUAACCGACUGAGCACUUACUCUGAUCAUCGAACAAAGACCAUAAGCGGAGACGGUUCCUCUCUCGAGAAGUCUGACGAAAUUUGCAAUAAAAUUGACGAAGAGAGCGAGAAACUCAGCACAAAUACCGACGACAAGGCAGAGAGUAUCGAGGCGGAUUUAACGAAGGAUUCGCACGAAGAGGAAUUAAUAUCGAAGAGCAUAAUGGAGGAGGUAAGGGUCCAGGAGAAAAGAAUCCAGUCGAUAGACACACGGUUCACUCAAAGUUUCCGUACGAAGCAAAGUCUUCCCGAGGAUGUCGGGAAUGAAAAUGCAUCCAAGGAUACCGCGGUGGAAACGAGGGAGUAUCGUGUGGAGAAUUCUGGCACUAAACAUAUUAUUCUGGAUCUGCCCGAUGGAGUUCCGGAGGAUAAUGAGACUGUCCAAAAAUUGCUUAACAGCGAAGAUUCGAAUGAAAAGGAUCAUCGUGUAGGUGCGAAAGAAGGAGAAAUCUUAGCGAAGAACUCGACUGACGAAGAUCACGCAGAGGCCAAUGAUAUACCAAAAAGUUAUCAAACGAACGCUUGCAAGAGCGCCCUGAUAAAGGAGAGUCCGAAGAGCUGUACUCGCAAAGCAACGGCCAACGAGAUAGAAGUCCUGAGAUCCGACAGCAGGCAGGAAAUGCUCGCUUCGAAGGCUACAACGAGAAGCAACUCCAUUCAGAGUCAAGACGCCAGCGAGAAUCCUGGGAACGCGAAGCUGAAGCUAAAGGCUUACGAAGUAACAGAGAGUUACAAGAAGGGCAUUGCCAAGAACAAAGGCAGAUGCCAGAAGUGUUGCUGCAUCGUCUCAUGAUUUACCUAUUGACGUAUCAUUUAUGUCGUUACGUCGAUUAUCUCGAAUCUCUAUUAUUGCCGAUUCUUUUGAAUAAUGGAACCUACCCAGGAGAAUUUGAAAUCCUUGUAUUUGAUUUCCCAUAACGGAAUCGUAAUCGGCACGUAACGUCGAGGACGUCUCCGCUUCGAGGCCGUUAAGAAAGUUUAGUAUUAUCCAAUUGACUUUUUGCGCUUGCGACACGAUAUGCCCACGGUAAUGAAUUAAUUGCCUUUGGUACGCGUGCGCAUGAUACACCAAUCAAAAACAUAUUAUACGUAUUCUGUAGCGGAAUUAACGAACGAGCGAUUGACGUGCUGCUUGCAUGGCGUAUUUUAACGCGAAUGAUUCCUAUAGAGAGGAACUAUGUUACACGUUAUUUCGUUACCUUAUCUUUAAUUGCGUCACUUAGAGCUUAUUAUUGUAUUGUAGAAUUGUAGAAUUGUAGAAUUGUAGAAUUGUAGAAUUGUAGAAUCUAUCGCAACGGCGUUGGUGACGUUUACGUUCGGUCGCAGCUCAAGAACUUGCGCUAUUCUCUUACUGGCUGAUCUGGCUGAUUAGCCUGAUUAGCCUGAUCUGCCUGACGUAGCUGCGUGCCUUUUGUGCCUCCUGCCUAAUCACAUAGGCGGCGACGAUGCCCGCGCCGCAGAGUCCACGUACUUAUCAAGUCCAUUCGUUGCACCGCAACAUUCUUCUUUUCGUCUCUAUGACUUCUGCGACUGACCGGAAACGCCACUGAUGUCGUACGUACGUUAUGCCAGGAUAGUUUAUCGCCUGGUACUUCAACUCAACUGCCAAAGUUAGAUUAUCGUAUUAGACAGAAUGAUGUUAUUAAUUUAUAUACCGCGUCACAAUCAUCCAUGUUAAAGUUAAGUUUGCCAUUUAAAAAUGUAUGUCGGUUUAGACUCUACCGAGCGGAUUCAACGUCUCCAGAGUUUCCGGUAUCCCGAACACGACGCCAAAUUUCUCAUUAGGUUCGCCCUUCAAGGACGAACUGUUUCAUCUAUUGCAAGACUAUAGCUACCGUUCGGCAUUUGCGUUGCGCUCAUUUUGGGCUUAUGCAAUUUGAAAUACAUUUGGUCAAUUGAUCGAGCCAAUCUCUAAUCUUGUUUCCACAGGCGCAAAUUGCAAACUCUUGAACGGUCCCUGCAAAAUAUGCUUUACCUGAAUGUCAUGCAUUUUCCAUAUUAUGUACAAACAAAUACGUAUAGAGACGGUUAAUUUAGUAACGAUGCUCAUUAAUACGUUUUCGCUAGAAAAAAAAAAAAAAAUAUGGAAAUUCGCCAACGCUGACGAAUCUCUUCUCCCCGUAUACGCAGGAUCGACGAGCUUAAAAAGAAGAUUUUCAUAAAUUUUAAGAAAAAACCAUGGUGUUGCACGUCCCUCGGUAUUUUUACUCAACAUCCUACCUCCUCAUUUCAUUUGUCUUCUUCGUUACGCAACGAAAAGUUGACGUGAAAUAAUUGGAGGAUUUGGAUUUAUCAUUGCAGCGAGAAUACGCGUGAAAACUAUUGACCAGGCGUCGUUCGUCGCAUUAGAAAUUGCCAUAUUAGGUUUUAGUAACACAAUGAUUUUGCCGAAGCUCUAAAAUCCAGGGUUUUCGGUGUACGUGUUGUCUCUAUAUUAGUCAUAUUACGACUAGAAAUUAACUUACGUCGAACAUUAAAGAUAUGAUCAGUGAAGCACCUGUACAUAAUCUCUUAUCGGUUACAUUAUACGUAUAUAUAUCUUUGCAUAUAUACACAUACAUAUUUUUGUAAAUAUAAACGAAUAUUUUUUUUCUAGA
This is a messenger RNA of Cephus cinctus (wheat stem sawfly), 5682 nucleotides long. RefSeq lists its product as uncharacterized. NCBI's taxonomy places the organism in Eukaryota, Metazoa, Arthropoda, Insecta, Hymenoptera, Cephidae. Gene Ontology annotation, biological process: phosphatidylinositol dephosphorylation. Gene Ontology annotation, molecular function: inositol-polyphosphate 5-phosphatase activity. The record is from RefSeq and is a predicted model, not a curated record. The transcript is spliced from 9 exons. The coding region runs from base 1323 to 3878 and encodes 851 amino acids.